This is a messenger RNA of Argentina anserina (silverweed cinquefoil), 1904 nucleotides long. RefSeq names its product tubby-like F-box protein 8. NCBI's taxonomy places the organism in Eukaryota, Viridiplantae, Streptophyta, Magnoliopsida, Rosales, Rosaceae. Bases 357 to 1643 code for a protein of 428 amino acids. The transcript has 6 exons. Gene Ontology annotation, molecular function: protein binding. The record is from RefSeq and is a predicted model, not a curated record.
UUCUCUCACAAGAGAGAGAGAGAGAGAGAGAGAGAGAGCGAGCAGAACAGAAGAAGAAGAAGAGGAAGACCUGGUUCUGAUCUUCAAUCUUAAGGCCGUGUUUGGAUCGUGUGUUUUGUUAAGUUUCUGGGCUUUCUUGUUGUGUUGGCCCCCACCUGGGAUUGGGUUGUCUGAUUAGGUAAGGAUUUCAAGCACAAGGCUUUCUAUCCUUGCUGUUGGUCACCAAUCUCUAGAGGACUCGGUGGUGAAGCAAUGGUUCAUCAACUCUGAGUUUCUGGCUGUUCCAGUGGAAUAUAACUUGCGCUCCUGUAUUGAAGACAUAUCUAACAUCUGGGGAUUUUUGCAUGCCAGAGUAAAUGUCGUUUCGCAGCAUAGUUCGCGAUGUAAGAGAUGGGUUUGGAAGUUUAUCAAGACGAAGUUUUGAGGUGAGAUUGACAGGCCAUCACAGGGGAAAAUCACAUGGUUCAGUCCAUGAGCUGCAUGACCAACCUCUUGUAAUCCAGAAUAGUCGCUGGGCUAGCCUCCCUCCUGAACUACUCCGAGAUGUAAUAAAAAGGUUGGAGGCUAGUGAGAGUGUGUGGCCUGCUCGCAAGCAUUUUGUUGCCUGUGCUUCAGUGUGCAGGUCAUGGAGGGAAAUGUGCAAAGAAAUCGUCAAAAGUCCUGAAUUUUCUGGGAAAAUUACUUUCCCACUUUCCCUGAAGCAGCCAGGAUCUCGGGAUGGAACAAUCCAGUGCUUUAUUAAGAGGGACAAAUCUAAUUUAACCUACCACCUUUACUUGUGCCUUAGUCCUGCCUUGCUCGUUGAAAAUGGAAAAUUUCUUUUGUCUGCUAAGCGAACACGAAGAACUACUUGCACAGAGUAUGUGAUCUCCAUGGAUGCUGAUAACAUAUCAAGAUCAACUAACAAAUACAUUGGGAAACUGAGGUCCAAUUUUUUAGGCACCAAGUUCAUUAUAUAUGAUACCCAACCUCCAUACAACAAUGCUCAGCUCUCCCCACCUGGCCGAAGCCGUCGGUUUAACUCAAAAAAGGUUUCUCCCAAGGUGCCUACUGGCAGCUACAACAUUGCACAAGUCACAUAUGAGUUGAAUGUGCUCGGCACUAGGGGUCCACGCAGGAUGCACUGCAGCAUGCACUCAAUCCCUGCCUCAUCCCUUGAGCCUGGUGGCUCUGUCCCAGGCCAGCCUGAGCUUCUCCAGCGCUCCCUUGAGGACUCAUUCCGGAGCAUUUCCUUCUCAAAAUCAAUUGAUACUUCAACUGAGUUCAGCAGUGCUCGAUUUUCUGAUAUUGGGGGGUCAUCACGUUAUGAAGCGGAGGGAAAAGAGAGGCCAUUGGUUCUUCGGAACAAGGCACCGAGAUGGCAUGAACAGUUGCAGUGUUGGUGCCUAAACUUCCGGGGGCGGGUGACUGUUGCCUCAGUCAAAAACUUUCAGUUGAUAGCUGCAACGACACAAUCUACUGCUGGUGCACCAACACCCUCACAGCCCCCGCAGCCAGCCCCAUCAGACCACGACAAGGUCAUACUUCAGUUUGGUAAAGUUGGCAAGGAUAUGUUUACAAUGGACUACCGGUAUCCUUUGUCUGCAUUUCAAGCCUUUGCGAUCUGCUUGAGUAGCUUUGACACCAAAUUAGCAUGUGAAUAGAAGAGAUUACGUCAAGAAAUAGAAUGUUGUAAUUGGUUUCUUUUUCAUCUUUUCUAGGACCUUUCAUAGGUUGUUUGUUGUAUCAAAAGCCACUGCAGAACAAAAUCAGUGCACCACUAGUGGGAGGGGCCUCUCUCCCUGGUCAUCUUUUUUGUUUUUAGUUUCUUAUUUUAAUUUUUUUCCUCUCCUGUCAAGACUUUGUUGUUCUAUUAUAUGCUGUGAAGUGAAACUUUGUAGAUUAGGUUCUCUAAUCGGCUGGAA